Chironomus riparius is the source of this 1123-nucleotide messenger RNA. NCBI's taxonomy places the organism in Eukaryota, Metazoa, Arthropoda, Insecta, Diptera, Chironomidae. The record is from the annotation of a GenBank genome assembly.
AUUGUAUCCGUCUGUUCAUUUUGGGGUCGUUAAGUAAUUUCGUCUCGUACGAAUAUAAGUUUUUGGACCACAUAAGCUCUUUAGUAUUGCCUUAAUUAUUCCUAUAUUGAUUAAUAUUACUUUGUUUGCGUUGUCAUAAAAAUCUCAGACUCAAACUCAUUCAACAUUACCUAAUUUUUGAACAGGACCCUUAGUUUGUAAACAACAACACCAAAAAUAAUUUUAAUAAUGUCCAAAAAGCUAAAUUCCGACAUAGAGCAGUUUAUAGACAUAGUUAGAGAAUACCCAAUAAUUUACAGUAAGCAAGGAGCAAUUUCUGGAUCAGUUAAUAAUAAUGAGAAGAACCAAAUUUGGGUAGAAGUAGCAAAAAGAUUAAACGAGGAUGAUCCAGGGAAACUCAAACAGAAAUGGAGAAAUCUAAGAGACAGCUAUCAGAAAGCGAUGAAAUACAAACGAGAUCUAGAAGAAAUUGGUCAAUUAUCAAAAUAUCAUCCUUACAGACACGAACACAAAAUGUCAUUUCUAUUGCCGCAUAUCCUAGCAGAUUUUCCAUCAAAAAGGAAAAGAACCAAAGUGUAUGAUGAGAACGAAGACAGUAAAUCUGAAAAGAUUGAUAAGAAGGAAUCUGUAAUUUAUGCUAUAGAGUCACAGGAAGUAGAAUAUUUGGUAGAGGACAGUGUGUAUGCUGAUAGGAACGAAGACGAUGAGAGAAUAGAAGCAAUAGUUUAUAAAGAUAGCACUGAAGAUGACAUUGAGCAAACUGAUGAAAUAGAAACAGAAUCGAAUAUAUGCUAUGAGGAAGUAGAAAGUUGUCAUGAAUUAAGCAUAACAGAACCUUCAGAAAUGCCUGCAAGAAGCACUUUAGAUGAUAUCGAUGUAUGGCUUUCGUCCAUAAAAGCUUCAAUGCUCAAACUUACAAAAAUCAAUCGAGCACGAGCGAAACGAGACAUAAAUUCAAUUUUAAGUAAUUAUGAGAUUGAGCAGUAUGAAGCAGAAAGUAAUUAAUUAAUUGUACUAUUUUAAUAAUAAUUUAAUUUUAAUAUUGAUUGACCAAAAUCAUAACGAACUUUUAAAAUUCAAAUAUCGUCUUGUCUCGUUAUAAGCUAGUAGCUUAGUAACGAGU